Neltuma alba is the source of this 423-nucleotide messenger RNA. RefSeq names its product auxin-responsive protein SAUR50-like. The coding region runs from base 61 to 390 and encodes 109 amino acids. NCBI's taxonomy places the organism in Eukaryota, Viridiplantae, Streptophyta, Magnoliopsida, Fabales, Fabaceae. Gene Ontology annotation, biological process: response to auxin. The record is from RefSeq and is a predicted model, not a curated record. The transcript has a single exon.
UUCUUCCUCCUCCAUAUCCUUCAACUCCUCUGCUUCUCUCUUGUCUCUGUCUCGCAAAAUAUGGCCAUUAGAAAAGCAAACAAGCUGCCCCAAAGCGCAGUGAUAAAGCAAAUCCUGAAGAGAUGUUCAAGCUUAGGAAGGAAGCAAGGCUAUGAUCAUGAGGAGGAAGACGACGGGGUGAUCCCAGUGGACGUGCCAAAGGGGCAUUUUGCAGUGUACGUGGGUGAGAACAGGAGAAGGUACAUUGUGCCCAUCUCCUUCUUGGCGCACCCUCAAUUCCAGUCCCUCCUAAGGCAAGCCGAAGAGGAAUUUGGAUUCCAUCACUAUAUGGGUCUCACUAUUCCCUGUGAGGAAGUUGUCUUCAGAUCUCUCACCCAAAUGAUUCGAUGAAAUAUCAACCAUUCUUCAUGGUUUUGAACAAGA